Messenger RNA from Lampris incognitus (smalleye Pacific opah), 1175 nucleotides. It is a transcript of the gene rgs5b, whose product is annotated as regulator of G protein signaling 5b. Bases 85 to 621 code for a protein of 178 amino acids. NCBI's taxonomy places the organism in Eukaryota, Metazoa, Chordata, Actinopteri, Lampriformes, Lampridae. The record is from RefSeq and is a predicted model, not a curated record. The transcript has 5 exons.
AAACAAACAAACAAACAAACAAACAAACAAACAGCCACAGUCUCUGGAGAUACACGUGAGACAGGAUACUAGAUCCCCUUCAUCAUGUGCAGAAGACUUGAAUUACUACCCACUACUUGUCUGGAGAGGGCGAAGGAACUUCGGGCUCUCUUUGCGAGCUUAAUACAGAAACCAGACCAGAGCAUCACUGGACAGCCGAAGAAAACUGACAAACUGAGGUUGAAUGGAGAUGAGCCUUUGAAAUGGAGGGAGUCAUUUGACAAGCUGCUGUCCAGCCAAAAUGGCCUCUGCUUAUUUAGAGAUUUCCUGGUGUCGGAGUUCAGCGAGGAAAAUCUAGAUUUUUACUUGGCUUGUGAGGACUACAGAGCGACUAAGACCUCGAAACUGUCUGAUAAGGCCAAGAAUAUCUAUGACGAGUUCAUCUGCAGUGAUGCACCAAGAGAGGUUAACAUUGACCAUGUGACCAAAACCAUCACCAAGGAUAGCAUUGAGCAGCCAAGCCAAUCCUGUUUUGACAUGGCCCAGGCCAAGAUCUACGCCCUAAUGGAGAAGGACAGCUACCCUCGAUUCCUCAAGACCGCCACAUACCUACAACCCAUCAGAAAGGCCAAGACGGGUUAACCUGGUGUUACGGGUACAACAGGGCCAGAGUUUGUUCAGAAAAACCAAAAUCCCAGGGCUUUACACGGUUUCGAUGCUGGCAGUGGGGAACUGUCUACGACACUGGGACGUUCACAGAUUUGGGGUCUGAGCUGGAAGAUGCAAACUGGGAACUUGAAGCUUCACCAAAAUAACGGGAGGCCAUGAUUACAGCAAAGCUCGAGCUGUAGGGGAACUCUCCCUUCAAGAGUAAUGCCUGCUAGUGAUGCAGAGGACUGCACGAGUCUCGGGCCACUUUGAGUCAGAUAAAAAUCUUCACAGAGAUUAAAUAAAUUCUUUCUCAUAGUCGCCAGUGAGAGUAAAGCUAUUUCAAUUCUGUACCAGUACUAUUUGCAUACAUGUUUGUUUAUUUAUUUCUUAUUUAUUUAUUUUAUUUUAUGAAAUAAAAACACAAUAAUGUGAAAAUUCUCAGUGUGGCCUGCAGAUGAUGAUGGAUUUCUGCUUUAUAUUUUUUUACAUUGUAUAGCAUGAAAAAAUAAAUGAUUGUUGCAAAUGCAAAAUAAAUUAUGUCUUAG